Messenger RNA from Neurospora tetraspora, 243 nucleotides. Its product is annotated as chaperonin 10-like protein. Gene Ontology annotation, cellular component: cytoplasm. Gene Ontology annotation, molecular function: alcohol dehydrogenase (NAD+) activity. The annotation marks the transcript as partial. The transcript has a single exon. The record is from RefSeq and is a predicted model, not a curated record. NCBI's taxonomy places the organism in Eukaryota, Fungi, Ascomycota, Sordariomycetes, Sordariales, Sordariaceae.
AUGGCCGGACCAGCCCCCUCCCUCCCCGCCACCAUGCAAGCCCUCCGCAUCACCUCCUUCGGCGCUCCCUACACUCUAACCACCAUCCCCGUUCCCUCCCCCUCCACCCUCCGGCCUCAUGACCUCCUAGUCAAAGUCGCCGUCGCCUCCCACUGCCACACCGACACCAUCAUCCGCCUGGGCGCCAUACCCAGCAUCCCGCUCCCCUUGACCGGAUCGCACGAAGGUUCCGGAACCGUGGUA